Molecule: messenger RNA, 837 nt
Organism: Sparassis crispa
Lineage: Eukaryota; Fungi; Basidiomycota; Agaricomycetes; Polyporales; Sparassidaceae
Exons: 4
Coding region: 1-837 (278 amino acids)
Source: RefSeq, a predicted model, not a curated record
AUGCCGCUGCGGCUAAGCGGUGUCUCGGAGCGUGAGCGUAUCAUUACCCCUUACGACGCUGAUGCCUUCGAGUCGGUUCUUCACGCGCUCGGCCUCUUUCAGUGUUAUCCCUUCUUGCCUCGCAAAUUACGUUACGGUUUCCCCAUUGGUGAUUUCGCUCCGCUCCUUCGCACGUUUGCUCCUCCCAAUCAUUCUUCCAGCGCUGAACACAUCGAUUUCAUUCACCAGUAUAUCUCUGAGCAAGUUUCUCUUGGCCGCAUGACUGGUCCAUACUCGCAAGCUCAGGUUGAGCAUAUCUUGGGCUCUUACUUCGUAUCUUCUCCACUUGCUGUUGUUCCAAAGGCUGGUUCGAAAAAAUUCCGUCUCGUGCAGAAUUGCUCAUAUCAGGACGAGUUUGGAGUCUCGGUGAAUAGCCAGAUCAACUCGGACGACUUCCCCACCAAAUGGGGCACUGCAGCCAAGGUCGCAGAAAUCAUUGUCAAUGCACCUGCUGGUGCGCAGGCGGCUUGUCUUGACAUCGACUCCACAUUCCGCAAUCUUCCCAUCAAACCCGCACACAAGCCGUUUCUGGUCAUUCAAUGUGAUCCAGGUGACUUCUAUAUUGAUCACGUUCUUCCAUUCGGCAUCUCGUCAGGGACUGGGGUGCAGGGUGAGCCGAUGGACGCCAUCAUCGACAUCCUGGAGGCGCACAACACGAGACGUCUGAUGGAUUUGUCGAGGGACCAUCUCUCAGAGGAUAGCUGCGUUGCUGACAUUCUCGGUGUCCUCACUGCCAAGCUGUAUUCCAUUGUGUGGAAAUCAAUGGGGGAUGAGCACACCGCUUCCGUCUUUACUUGA